Racocetra fulgida is the source of this 1161-nucleotide messenger RNA. The record is from the annotation of a GenBank genome assembly. NCBI's taxonomy places the organism in Eukaryota, Fungi, Glomeromycota, Glomeromycetes, Diversisporales, Gigasporaceae.
AUGUCUGAGCAAGUUUAUAGUGCUCACCAAACUAACGAAAGUCAUUCCGGUCCAACUGAUUUCAUGUACUCUACUAGAAGUUCUAAUACUUCUUGGCCUUAUUUUCAACAACCUUCGGAUUCAAAUAAUCAAAAUCUAUUUCCAACUUUUAGUAGUUUGGAUUCCAACAACCAAAAUAUGUUUCCCACAUUUAGUUCAAAUUCCGAUAAUCAAAAUAUAUAUCCUACAUUUAGUUCGGAUUCUAACAAUAAUCAAAAUUUAUUUACAACUUUUAGUGAUAACCUCUUUAGUUCAACUAACUUAGAUUUCAAUCUAUGGCCAAAUGACCCUCCUGCUGUUCCUCCGAGACCUAUGAGUAUUCAUCAACAACCAAACAUUCAAGCAAUAAAUUCUACUAAUAAUACUAGCAUUCAACAUACUAACGGUAUAAACCCUGUCGAUGGUCGAUCAACUGAAGGAUUUAGAAAUACUUUAUUAGAGUUUCAAGACUUUAGUGGUCUUAUUUCGAGGGGAGAUGUUCCGCCUGCAGAUGAAACCACUAACACUCCGUUAAACAAUAGUUUACCCAUUUUGGUCAAUGCUGAUAAAAAUAGUCACAUUCAAAAUUCUAAUACAGAUACUGAUCAAAAGAAAGAACCCUUAGGUCCUACUACUAGACUUACUAGAAAAAAACCUACUGGUUUACCUCUAAAAAGUCGGAAGAGACUUUCUAAAGACCCAUCACAACUUACCUCUCCAAAUACUUCUUCUCCUUCUCCUUCUCCAAAAAUUAUUCCUUCUCCACUUUUAUCUCCUUCUCCUGCUCAAUCUCCAAAUAUUAUUUCUUCGUCUGCUCUAUCUCCAAAAGUUAUUCCUUCACCUGCUCUAUCUCCAAAAGUUAUUCCUUCACCUGCUCUAUCUCCAAAACUUAUUCCUUCCCCUACUCCUUCCCCUCUUUACUCUCCAAAAAUUCCUUCUUACUCUGAAGAAAGUUUUCAAAAUUUAAAUGUUCGUCAAUCAAAUAUUGGUGCUUCUUUUUCUGAAACGCAUCUUUCCUCCAUAAAUUCCUCUUCUCAAAAUGAUCUUCAUCAUCCUUCUAAAAGUAGACCUACUACACCUUUAUUAAUACCAAUUCAUAAUAAAAAUCAAGGAAAACAAUCUUUUAGUACUCCUUCUUCUCCC